AUGGUGUCCGCAGCCGAAAAAUACUACAUCAAAGAUGCGAUCACGAAAUCAGCCAUCCACCACGAGUCAUUCCAGAAACUGUGGGAAACGAAAUGGAAGGGCCCUUGCGCAAUGGGAGUCUAUCCAUUCAUGUUCGGCAGCAUCAAGGACUUUGAGCCGAUCGCGGAGGAGAUCAUCAAGAAAGGCUUGAAGGAGCCGUUCGACUGGGACGAGUAUGCGCAGAUAUAUUUCCCCAAGGCCGAAGAACUCAGCAAGAUCGCUGAAGAGGCGGAGAAGGCGGGCGAGACUGAGAAGGCCUCAGAGUAUUACCUGCGGAGCUCGGCCGUCUACCGUAUCUCGCGCUUCCCUACACCUCGGUCAGAGAAACAGAAAUAUGCCUGGAAGGUUGGAAAAGAGAUGUUCUACAAGGGCGCAGCUAUGUUAGAGCACCCUAUCAAAGAGGUUCGGAUACCUCACAAGCAUGCCGUUCAAGGAGAGGGGGAUGUCGUCCCCGUCAACCUUCUCGUUCCUCCGGGUGCCUCUGCGGAGUCUCCUGCUCCAUGUGUCCUCAUUAUCACCGGACUAGAUGGUUACCGAACCGAAUUGGCAGUGUGGCAGGAGGGCUUCCUUCAAAAAGGAGUGGCUACGAUCGUCGCCGAGAUCCCAGGGACUGGCGAUUCUCCGGCCCUUCGUCAGGAUCCCACAAGCCCUGACCGUCAAUGGUCCAGCGUCCUCGACUGGAUCGACACACAAAAGGAAAUCGACAACAAGAAGAUCAUUGUCUGGGGCUUCUCGACUGGUGGCUACUACUCGCUUAGAGUAGCCCACACCCACCAUGACCGAAUCUUCGCCAGCAUCAGCUUAGGUGGCGGAUGCCAUCACAUGUUUGAUAGGGAGUGGCUUGAGAACGUGCAUAAUCUCGAGUAUCCUUUCGAUCUCUCCAGCACCCUGACGUACAAAUUUGGCUAUCCCGACCUGGAAUCUUUCAUCCAAGACGCUGGCAAAUUCUCGCUGUUGAAUGACGGCACUCUAGAAAAACCCUGCACCAAGGUAUUACUAGUCAACGGCAACGAUGAUGAAAUCUUUCCGAUCGAUGACCUGUUUGUGGCACUGGAACACGGCAACCCAAAGUUGGCCAGAAUGGUCAAGGGCAAAAAACAUAUGGGAGAACCGGACAGCUUCUUCAUCAUCUUGAAAUGGAUAUAUGGACUGCUCGGUCUGCAAGGUAACAUCAUGGACCAGAUGAAACUGUUGCCCUCGCGCACGAAGUAUUAG
Fonsecaea erecta is the source of this 1254-nucleotide messenger RNA. RefSeq lists its product as hypothetical. The transcript has 6 exons. Lineage: Eukaryota; Fungi; Ascomycota; Eurotiomycetes; Chaetothyriales; Herpotrichiellaceae. The record is from RefSeq and is a predicted model, not a curated record. Bases 1 to 1254 code for a protein of 417 amino acids.